AAUAAGUUUGUCGGAUUUACGACCGGCGAAGGGUCAGAUUUCUGUUGUGAAUUGCCCUCUUUCAUCGCAGAUUUCGACAUGAGAAGGAAUUUUUCAGGUCCGGGCGCGAGGUUUGAAAAUCUCGAUGAACCCACCCCCAUCGACCUGAGCCGUGAUCCUGCUGCUAACAUGAAAGACCUCUUAGACCAAAUCACCAGUAAAGAAAUGAUGUCAACAACAAAAAGAAUGGGUCAUAUUAAUAACUUUACAAAGUUAAUUCAAAGUGUUGGUGAGAAUGCCAACUUUGGUUACUCUCUGGAAGAUAUCAUUAAAUGCUUAAUGCUUCCACUAGUUUCAGCAGCAAAAGAACUCAGAGCAGCAGGACUGCGAGCAUUUCGUCAUCUAUUUUAUGAUGAAAAAACUCUUUCUAAAAUACUUGAAUUUAGGAUUGACAUCUUCAUUGUCAGGUCAAUGGACAUGGUUCACAAUGCCUUUGAGGUGGAACGUGUGCAAGCAUUGAGAUUCAUUCGAAAGAUAAUUGCUGUUAGUCCUCAUCUGUGUCCUAUGUCUAUGGCAGCAACUCUUGUGUCAAUUGGCAAUGAUGAAGGCGAUGAUGCUGACAGGUUACGCAAAGCUUGUGUUGCCACCCUCUGUGAACUUGCUAUAAAAAGUAUUCAGACAGCAUCAUACUGUGGUGGAAUCAAUACUAUCAUAAGAAAUGUACUGGAUUCGCAGAUGCAAAGAUUCAAUGAAUCUUUAAUGGCCACUUUAUUAUACUUGUUGAACAAUCCAGAAUCACGGCUGUACGUCCGUUCAGAUGUCGGAUUAGAGUCUGUUUUAGCUCCAUUCACUGACUUGCACUAUAGGCACAAUCCUGACACACCAGAAACACAUUUGAGGGAGGACAGGGCAAGCCGUUUGCAAGCCAGUAAAAUGGCCAUUGUUACUAUUUUUAGAUCCUGGUCAGGUGUGAUUAGCCUUUGCCGUCCUGAUGGUAAAGGAGUUCAGUCCUUGCUGGGUGUGUUUUGUUUGCCAAAUUCUGAUGUUAGGAAGGGCAUCAUGGACAUUGUAUUUGAGAUAUUUCAGCUCAAGGAGCCUGAUUGGACAGAUGACUUUAGUAUUGCUCUUCUAAGUGUUGAUCCUUGUCAAAUGCAGGAUGCCUGGAAAUUAUCUGAGGGGUUUGUGGCAGAAGAAGCAAAGGCACUUCUGCCCCACAGGGCAACUGGAAGAACAAACCUUGUGAAGAAUUACAUAGCCCUAGUGUUAGCCGCUUUCAUGAAUGCUGGAUUAUUUGAGAGUCUUGUUGAAGUUAUAACAUCAUCGGAUCCAUUCCUCUCAGUCAGAGCCACUAUUCUACUUGGCGAGCUGCUUCAUUUGGUGAGUACUGAAUUUGCAGUUCGGCUGAAACGUGAGACCAAGAAUGGUUAUUGUACUAGUCUGAGCCGUGCUAGUAUAGCAGUGAAUUGCUUGGAUCGUCUUCAUCAGACCAAGAAAAGAGGCCUUGUUCCGUGUAGCCUUUAUCUGAGCCGUAUUGUUUCUAAGGCUCACACUCUGGAGCCCAAAGUUAAAGACAAACUGCACAGAGACAGGCUGAAGGCUUGUUUAAACAAAGAGCUUGAUGAUCCACUAUUCUCGUCCCUGCGAGACACACAGGUUUUGAUGGAAAGAGAUUUCAGAAACUGGGACUGGCAUCUCAUCAGUUCAACACUGCAGUCUCCAACUGUUACUAUGAGGAAAUUGGAAGAGACUUCAAACCAGAAGUUUAUUCGAAACCUUCUGUAUUUCUACAAACCAAGUAGUCAACGUUUUUGCACGGUUCACAUAUCAGACCCUCAAGCCAGAACAUUUUCUGAAGUCGGCUGCCUGGUCAUAGACUUCCUCCUUGAUGGCGAAGAUGUUGCUGAGGGGCUUCUUCUUCGUGACCUGGUUCAAGAUAUAGGGGAAUGUCUUCAAGAGGUACUUCUUCAGCAUUCUAAGGCCUUAUCUCCUAGCAUCACAACCGGAGUCCUAAGUAACAACAAUGUCGUGAGCACGCUCAGUAGAGAUUACUUCUUGUUCCUUGGCAAACUGGCCGGAACUAAAGUGGGAUCCAAGUUGAUGGAGAGGACGGGUGUCUAUCAGUAUCUUCUGGAGUUAUGCUCCAUACCGUCACGUGACAGCCUACAGAAGUUGAUUGUAGCAAGCUUGGAUUACAGUCACACUGGUAUCCCAAGAAUAAUUCUCUCGAAAAUCCUAACAGCUUCCAGCUCGGCCACACGCCUCUACUCAACGAGUCACAUGAGGGUUCUGUUACGAGCACGUGUUGCGUUCUUCCACAGCUGGGGAAUUGAGCUUCUUGUUACACAGUUGUACGAUACUGAUAACCAAGUUGCAGUUGAGGCGGCUGACGUGUUAGAUGAAGCUUGUGAAGACGAGUAUGACUUAACAACAUACGUAACCGACAAUUAUUUCAGGUUCGUUUCGGUCGAGAGUGGGUUAAAAUAUCUGACACAAAGAGGCUACUUGCAACCCUUACUGGACAAUUGGAGGAAGGAAUAUAAUACUGCAUAUGUUCGCUGGGUCGAAGAACUGCUGGCGGAAUCACUGACGUCAUACGUGAAAAAGAGCGACGACAACACGUAUAUAAGGAGAUCAAACAAAAGGCUGGUAUUAAAAGACGCCUUUUUACCCCCUCAUUUGUAUGGACAGCUGGUUCAAAAGAAAAACGGCUUUAAACUCCUGCAGAAAUCAAAUGAUGUGGAGCUGUUUGCGCGCACACUUCAGACUCUGGAACCAAAAACAAAAGAACAAGUGGACGAACUCAAGGCAGCUUUGUGGGCUUUGGGACAUGUUGGAUCCACAAACUGGGGUAUCAACUUUCUUGUAGAAGAAGCAAUCAUUCCAGAAAUAGUUCGUUUGGCCGAAGAUUGUGAUAACUUUGCCAUACGAGGAACAUGCUAUUACGUCCUUGGUUUGAUCGCAAAGACCCGUGAAGGUGCAGACAUCCUUCGAGAGUUAGAAUGGGAGAGCGUUCGACACAUGGGCGAGGAUAAGUGGCCAGUACUGGAGACAUCACUUGAAAACAAAGAAGAGGUAGUUCCCCUCUCUUAUAUCUUAGAACCACAAAGCAAGCCAGCACCAUCAGUGCUCUCAGGUAUCAGCGAGACAGAACGUGCUGGAGGGAUUUACUUAGGAGAAGAAAGCAAAGCUACAGAAGGGUCUACAGCAUAUGACAAGUUCAGCGGGAUAUAUCUUGGAGAGGACAAGGGAUCCAGCAGAAAGACAUCCAUCGAGGAAGCCAGUGAGGGAGGGAUUUUGUCGCUGUGGUACAAAAAUGCAGAAAGACGACGUAAGAUAGCAAGUCGUGAAAGUGGAUUUUACGACGAAAGAAGUGGGGUGUACCUUGGAGAAGAGUCGCCUUCGGUUUCAGAGCCUACAGAUGAAGGCGUAAUAACCCCUGCUCCAGGAGGAAUCCUGGAGCGCCUUUUUACUGAAACUGGACUUGACCUGUCCGCGGUUAAUAAGGAAAGUAAAAUGUCACAUCGAAGGAAUUACAGCGAGGGAAAUUUCUCUGUUGCAACUUUCGGCGAGAAAGAUUCAACAUUCGAGACGUUAGACGUGAAGCGGAGGGCGGUGUCCAAUGUCGAUCGCAUCGGGUCUCCAUUGAAAUCCGUCAGUGAACAUUCUGUUGACGAUGUACGUGUGUCUAAUGGGGUCGGUUUAAGGCCCUUUCAUAAACACACUGGCAGCGCUCCUAGCGAGCAUGUCCCUCAAAUGGACGGGACGAUGUCGGAUGGGGAUCGCACUAACCGUCGUUCUGUUUCCGAAUCGAUUGCUUACUCUGCGCUCAAACCGGAAAUAAGGAACCGCAUGGAAAGCGAAGUGACUGAUAUGUCAUCGUUCCACGUGCGGUCCGGUAGUAACCUGAGCAGUGCGAGUGUGGACAGCGGCGACUUCUUGGAAAUGUCGUAUAUUGCUUCUCGUAGCCGCACGAGCAGCGCGAGCGAAACUGGGGGCUACUUACAACAGGAGAGCCCAACAAGUCAAAGUUUGCUGAGUGUUAAUUCAGACGACACCGCCAAGACCCUUGGCGAGAAGGACCUAAUAUUGGACUCCUCGGCGGACAGCCUUCAGGGGGGCCUCUUGUACGAGUCUCCCACAGCAUACUCCUCGAGUGAGCUUUUAAGGCGCAGCUCAAGUCCUUCGCAAGAAGAUCGCAAACGCCUCCCAAUCAACGAAUUACUACAAAACGAUCUCCAGUCGCGGCAGCGGAGUACAAGCCUCACGGAAAAGCGGCGCAUGGGAAGUCCAUCCCUCGGGAUUAUACCCGAAACUCGUAGCUCCAGUUUUAGCGGGAGUACAGAUUUUUCCAAGAUGGCAAGUAAAAGUCGCUCGAGUUCUGACGCCGAGUUGAUGCAUGUGUCUCCGGUGGAGAAUUUAAACGAUUUGCACGGUAGUAACAGAAGCUUGGCCGAAGUAAAAAUCUUAAGUGAUAAGACUAUCGUCUUUCGUUCAGGAGUCGAAAGCAAAACCAGGGCAAUGAGUGUGGACAGUGCCAGUUCAAGUGGCCUGAGAAGGGACAGGCUUUUGGUGAACAGUAGUCAAAUAAGUGGAGACGAGUCGGAUGGCAAUGUCUCACGCAGCCGAGGCAGUUCCUUUGAAAAGGCGGACUUUGCCCGGAAACUGGGGCUUAAGUCCGGUGAUUUGUCUCGCGUUCGGCGCACGCGCAGCACUAGCAGCGGACAUUCGUCAAAUGAGGGAUUAUCGCCGAAAAAGAUUGUGAAUAAAAAUCGUUUAUUCGGCUCAAAUGAAAACAACACUGUGAUUUCUGGUGACUUGCGACGGAAUUCAUCCGCCAGUUCAGAGGCCUCGCUUUUCACGAGCUCUCGUGAUGCGUUUGGUUACACGGCGCUUAGCACGUUACGGCGUCAGAGAAGUUUUAAUCGUGACCUGGAGAAGAAAGUGAAUGCUUUUGGUACCACUAGAGCAGGCACUUUCCAGUUUCCGCGCUCCAUGUCUGCUGCGGAAUUCUCUUCCACCAAGCGCGAUAGUUUAGCCAGCAUUUCCAGCGCUUUUGAUUUCCGGCAGUUCAAAUCGACGAACAAGAAUAUUGGAAAUGAAUUCCUUGGUCUAUGUCUUCCUCGUGAUUUGAGCUCGCUCUUCCAGACGGAACCAUACGAGUUUCAAGGCUCUUGGGCGGACCAUUUCGUGGCCGCACCUUCUCUUCUUCCACCGUUUGUUGUCAGCUCCACAAAACGAGAGAAUCGUCCCAGCCACGAUAAGUCACGCUGCCUUGGUUGCAUGUACACAAACCGCGUUGGGACUGGAAGGGACAGAACAAAAUCCUCAGAUAACGUGAAUGAUGGAGAGUGGACGAAACUGCCACCUGUGAUGGAAGCAAAUGCUGAAAGUGUCGACUCAACGAUUGCCUUUUCCUUCGCCAAAUCGGAAAGUGACUCUUCUGUAACAGCGACCAGCCUGUUAGCAAAAGGUAGCAAAGUGGAUGAAAACACAACUGAAGGAAAACGACUGUUUCGUGCAGAGAUCCUGCGAAUUGUGGCGUCUCUGAGCAGCGUAGUGGCUUCUCGAGCUCAUCAGGAGGAACUUAAUAAGUUAAGAGAGAAGUGCUCUCAUUUGUUUCAAGAUCUCUGUCUGUACUCUGAAGUGUGUGACAUCUUGGCUUUGUACAAAUUCAAGCUUCACAUCAGGAGAUUUAUCCAGGGACUUUUCGCUAAUGUUAACUUUGACCCGAUCAUCGAGCAGGCAGACCUAGUCCUUGGUAGAGAACAGAGUGACUCUUCCUCUGCGUGACUGGACAUCAUCUGCGUGACUGGACAUCAUCUGCGUUACUGGACAUCAUCUGCGUGACUGGACAUCAUCUGCGUGACUGGACAUCAUCUGCGUGACUGGUUAAGCUCUCUCAACCGAGUGCGUGACUGAAUUCUGGACCUUGUUCGCGCAGUAUUCCAGAAGCCGUGAAAGAUUUUACCACCAAAUCAGAGGAUUCUUUAUAUCCUUAUUCCCUUGGAAAUUCACAAAGACUGAUCAUAGGAAAAUAUGGCACAGAGUGCAUUAAGUAGAGGAGAAUGUUCGUAGUGAUAACACGAUUAAACUACUGUCUUUAAUCCAACUACACAGAUCUUUUUCUCCGUGUGGGAAAUAUGACUAAUCUAGCAUCAGGAUGAAACACACACUCUAACGAAAGAAACUGUAAAUAUAAUCAGGUUCACAAGCUUUACAGCUUUAAAAAUAAUCGUUUUUAAAUAAAGAUUGUGUAUGUGUAGGUAUGUAUUUACUGUCAGAUGGAAAGCGAGAUUAAAGAUCUUCCAUUUUAA
Molecule: messenger RNA, 6293 nt
Organism: Stylophora pistillata
Lineage: Eukaryota; Metazoa; Cnidaria; Anthozoa; Scleractinia; Pocilloporidae
Product: rapamycin-insensitive companion of mTOR
Biological process (GO): positive regulation of phosphatidylinositol 3-kinase/protein kinase B signal transduction; TORC2 signaling
Cellular component (GO): TORC2 complex
Molecular function (GO): protein serine/threonine kinase activator activity
Source: RefSeq, a predicted model, not a curated record